Manacus vitellinus (golden-collared manakin) is the source of this 3744-nucleotide messenger RNA. RefSeq names its product zinc finger and BTB domain containing 2 (gene ZBTB2). Gene Ontology annotation, cellular component: nucleus. Gene Ontology annotation, molecular function: RNA polymerase II cis-regulatory region sequence-specific DNA binding; protein binding; DNA-binding transcription factor activity, RNA polymerase II-specific. Gene Ontology annotation, biological process: regulation of transcription by RNA polymerase II. The coding region runs from base 515 to 2083 and encodes 522 amino acids. Lineage: Eukaryota; Metazoa; Chordata; Aves; Passeriformes; Pipridae. The record is from RefSeq and is a predicted model, not a curated record. The transcript has 2 exons.
AUUCAGGUAUUUAGCUGAUAUUUCCCAGGAGAGGUCAUAACCAUCAUUUAAAAGUGUCUAACUUGUCUUGUAUUGGGUUGUGCUCUUGUCUCUCUCACACCCAUUGAGAUGAGGGUGACUGACAUCAGUAAGGAAAUUUAUUUUUCCUACUUGAGCAGACAAGUGGCAACCAAAAUGCUUUAUUUUUUCCACUGAAUAUAGUGUUUUUACUGUUUAUUAGUAUAUCUUCCUCUCCCUUAGCUAUUUCUAUUUCUGUAUCCAAGCCCAACCCCAUGCCUUUUCAGAACUUUUCAUCUUGGCUCUUCUUUGCUCUUUAACCCUGGCAAAUCACUUGCACCUUUGUGAAUCGCAUUGCCCAUCGUGAAACAGUGAUCAUUGCCUAUGUGUAAAAUAUCUUUUAUACAGUAACUUGGGAUUAAGAGGUGUUACUAAAGCAAGGCAUACAGAUAUUAGAGGAAAAUAUCUGUUAAGAGACAGCUACUGUUGCAUCUGUGCAUCUACUGCUAAGUUUUACAUGAAAGUCGUUUUCUUUUCAGAGUGUAAAAAAAUGGAUUUGGCCAACCAUGGACUUAUUCUGCUGCAGCAACUAAAUGCUCAGAGAGAGUUCGGUUUCCUGUGUGACUGCACUGUUGCCAUUGGUGAUGUCUACUUCAAGGCACACAAAUCAGUCCUCGCUUCUUUCUCCAACUACUUCAAGAUGUUGUUUGUUCAUCAAACCAGUGAAUGUGUCCGUUUGAAAGCAACUGACAUACAGCCAGAUAUCUUCAGUUAUCUCUUGCAUUUGAUGUACACUGGGAAGAUGGCACCACAACUCAUUGACCCAGUUCGACUAGAACAGGGAAUAAAGUUUCUGCAUGCAUAUCCACUAAUUCAAGAGGCCAGCCUUGCAAGUCAGGGAACUUUUUCUCACCCGGAUCAAGUUUUUCCAUUAGCAUCUUCAUUAUAUGGCAUUCAGAUUGCAGAUCACCAGAUAAGACAUCCCACUAAGGUUACAUCAGCGGCUGACAAACUCGGGCGAGAACCAAGGCCACAGACAUCGCGGAUGAACCAAGAGCAGGUUUCUGAAAGCUCACAGCUCUCGCAGUUAGCCACAACUCUGCCACAAGUGACCCGGACAAAUAUGUCCACUUCUGACCCAUUGCCAUCUUCUUUAUCUCCAGAAUUGGUAUCUGCUGCUGGUAAUAAUUCACCUGCAGGAGAAGAGGCCAACAUGGAAGCAUCUUCUUCAGAUGAACAGCCUGCCUCACUCACAAUAGCACAUGUCAAGCCAAGCAUUAUGAAAAGGAACGGAAGCUUCCCAAAAUACUAUGCCUGUCACCUCUGUGGUCGCCGGUUCAAUUUACGAAGCAGUUUGCGUGAGCACCUGCAAAUCCACACGGGAGUUCCCUUCACAUCUAGCCAGCAGGGAGAAAGUAAUAUUUCUUUGUCUCUCUGUAACAACACAGCUGAUAAAGAUGCAAUGGAAGUGCCUGAAGCAGGGAUGAUUAGUGACAGCGAGUUGCAGCAGAUCUCAGACUCCCCAAUAAUUGAUGGGCAGCAGCAGUCAGAGACACCUCCCCCCUCUGAUAUCGCAGACAUUGACAACUUGGAGCAGGCAGAUCAAGAGAGGGAGGUAAAGAGACGGAAAUACGAGUGUUCCAUCUGUGGUCGCAAAUUUAUUCAGAAAAGCCACUGGAGGGAGCACAUGUACAUACACACAGGCAAGCCCUUCAAGUGUAGCACUUGUGACAAAAGCUUUUGUAGAGCUAACCAGGCUGCCAGACACGUGUGCCUAAACCAGAGCAUGGACACGUACACGAUGGUGGAUAAACAGACUCUGGAACUCUGUACCUUUGAGGAAGGCAGUCAAAUGGACAACAUGUUAGUACAGACCAACAAGCCCUACAAAUGUAACUUGUGUGACAAAACGUUUUCAACUCCCAAUGAAGUAGUCAAGCAUUCGUGCCAAAAUCAAAACUCUGUCUUUACACUAGAAGAAGAUCGCUCCAUUCUGCUAGGUGGUGGGGACACAGAAGCCACAGAGACUGAUAACGCAGUGUUAGCCUCCAUCAAAAAGGAGCAAGAAGCAGUGUUGUUAGACUGAAUGUGAAACCUAUAUCAAUUUUUUAAAGUUUCUUUACUCAUUUUUUAUUAAAUCGAUUUUUUCCUUCCCUUACCUCUUACCUCACUUACCCCUUCCAUCUUUUCCACCAACAUCCUUCCCACCCUUUGUCUUCAGCAACCAGAACUGUACUGGCGCAUUAGGAAAUUGGACUUUGCCUCUCCCACCAAAACAAACAAAAAGCUCUUGCAUCAAACCACAACGAAAUUGAUUUUAAUACAAAGGAACAUGUGAAAAAUAAUCCAGCUAACUAUGUUGAUAGUAUUAGUUAAUCCAAAUUUCAUAGAUUUUAAAUUAAAUUUAGAUUGCUUAAAAGUGUAUUUAGAUACAGUGAUGACUGUAACGAGAAACAGAGUUAUCAGUUUGGUAAGUGAAGGAUAUAUGUAUUUUAGUUUCCCUGGUAGAAGGCAUUUUGAGAUCUGGCAAAAUAAACACCGUGCUUUUUACAAGUCCACAUGCAAGUUGAUUACGGUUAUAACCUAAAGCCCUCAGAACUUUUCUCAAGGAGAGCAAAAGUCUCUGUUCAUUGAGUUAAAAAGAGCUGAAGGAGUUGGGUUUCUUUUAGCCAUACAUUUUCCCUCAAGUAUGCCUUUGGGUAUCUGUUUUGGAGCCAAGCAAAGCAGCUGCUUAGCCAAAUUUUGACUUAAGUAGCUAUAAUAGUAAUGUGAUGGCAAUCUUUAUAUAUAUAAAUACUGUGUAUGUGUAAAGAUAUAUACAUAUACAUAUAUAUAUAAAGUGUUCGUGUGUAUAUUUGGUACAGGUAAAUAAAUGCACACAUCCUUUUUAAGUAACUGGCCACCUACUCUCAGAUUCAGCCUGGAAUGUCUUUUAGUCAUUUGGUAAAACUAGUCAUUGCACAGGUUAGUUUUAAUCAAAUUUAAAACGUCCUGGGCUGUGUGCAUUUUUAUUGACCUGUUGAAGAGAAGCUAAUAAGUAAGUGUUGUCACCCAAGCUACCAAGGAAACUAGAGAGGUGACAUACUGGUGAGCACUGCACCAUCAUUAGUGCAGCACAUGCAUGUGUUGUUAGCUAUAGGUUUGAGUCAUUCUGGAUGAAAGGAGAAAGAAAAGCUUUAUUCCCUUGCUCUGGCAAGGAGUGUCCAUGAUUUCAUUUGGUCUAAUGGCAUGAGUUAAGAGGGAGAAAAAAGAGUGUUCUAGCAACAGGUGAUCAUGGUUGUUUUAAAGUGAAUCUGUAGUGCUGGCUGGCAAAUUGUGAGAGCCCUGUUAUUUUGAAAGCCAAGACAAAGUCUGCAAAAAGUGAGAGGAUGACUUCUGUAGUUUUGGUUACUGCUGAUGGUCGCACUGCAUCUUUGUGUUAAAAAUCAAGUUGUUGAUUUUUUUAUUAUUUCAAAUAGAUGCCCAGAUUUUUUUGCUGGUAGCCUAAAAACCUACACUGACGGCAGCAGUGAAGCCCACCGAGCAAUUACUGGGCCAACAGAAGGUGUAAGUGGACAGAAAAAGUGCCCCGUCAUAAAUGGAGACAGUGUGUGUUUUGGGGGGAGGGGUGGGAGAGGGCAAGUCACAAACCACAGCUCUUCUCUGUGUAUAUGUUUAAACUGAAUAUCAUCUUUUUGUGUAUAGUUAAGUUCUCAGAUUUGUAAGUUUUUAUACAUUAUUUCAUUGAAUAAAAACUGAAUUAAAUGG